Molecule: messenger RNA, 3780 nt
Organism: Penicillium robsamsonii
Lineage: Eukaryota; Fungi; Ascomycota; Eurotiomycetes; Eurotiales; Aspergillaceae
Product: ABC transporter ATP-binding protein
Exons: 6
Coding region: 1-3780 (1259 amino acids)
Biological process (GO): transmembrane transport
Cellular component (GO): membrane
Molecular function (GO): ATP binding; ATP hydrolysis activity; ABC-type transporter activity
Source: RefSeq, a predicted model, not a curated record
AUGUCUACCGAGAAUAUCCUACUCGGUGAUAUCCAGCCGAUUGCUGGAGACAGUACUUCUUGCGCGGUAGAGGUCAUCGAAUCCCAGGUCCGCACUGAGCCCAGCACCGCCGGCUUUUUUUCCAGCUACCAAUAUGCAAGGGCGCCGCAGCUCUCCGCGCUGUUUGUAUCAAUAUUCUGCGCGUCUGCCGCUGGGGCAGCCAUGCCCCUAGUAACGAUCGUUUUCGGGGCUUUGGCUGAGGAGUUUAUCAAUGAAGACGAGAAAGCAGUGCAUGACGUUCGAGAUCGGGUUCGGCAUCUCACGCUCCUACUCGUGUAUAUCGCGAUCGGGUCUUUUAUCACCACCAUGAUUGGUACAUGGGGCCUCAAUGUUGUCGGGGAACAGAUUCGAUGCGACCUCCAACAAAGAUAUCUGUCUUCGGUGCUCCAGCAGAAUAUGGCCUAUUUUGAUGUAGUUAAAACAGCGGAACUCAUGUCCCAACUCGAUCAAGAUAUGAAGUUGAUUCAAGCUGGAAUUUCACAGAAAUUGGGUAGUAUUAUCUCUGGAGUGUCCGGGUGCGUGGUUGCCAUCACAUGCGCAUUCAUGCAGAACCCGCGCUUCGCAUCUAUUAUGAUAUCGCAGCCGAUCGCAUUGAUCCUACUCGUCGGGAUAAUGGGGUCUUGGAUGAGCAUGACACAAAAAAUGGCCUCGGCUCGGUGGGCAAAGGCUGAUAAUUUAGCCCAAGAAGUGCUCGGUGCCAUGAGGACUGUCAUUGCGUUCCGAAGCCAAGAAAGAUUUGCUAGGAAGUAUCAUGAUUACUUACUACGUCCUAUUGCUUUGGACUUUCGGGAAAGGUUCGUCUUCGGUGUAAUUGUUGCGGGAUCCUUCGCAAUUUUGCAUUUGGGCAGUGGGUUGGGCUUAUGGCAGGCUGACCAACUUUUCCGGCAAGGGCUCUGUACGAUCCCAGAGGCUUUGUCAAUAAUGUACGCAGUAACUGCUGCAGGUGGAAUGAUAUGUCAAGCACUACCGUUCGUUGUCGAUAUUUCGCAGGCCAACGGAGCAGUCAGCCGGAUCUUUUCAGUUAUGGAGCGCAUCUCACCAAUCAAUCCGUUAGCAGAUACGGGGAAGACGUAUGGCCAAGUCCGAGGUGAGAUUCGCCUUGAAAAUUUGACCUUUGCUUAUCCUUCGCGGCCUGAACGGACUGUCUUGAAGGGUAUCAGACUCCAUGUCCCGGCUGGACAUACUGUAGCCUUGGUUGGGCCAUCGGGCUCUGGGAAAUCGACAAUAUUUGCCCUUUUCGAACGGUUGUACCUUCCUCUCGAUGGUGUUAUUACGCUUGACGACAAGCCAAUUGACGAGAUGAAUGUCUCGUGGCUAAGGUCUCAGAUUGGGUAUGUCGGCCAAGACGUGUUCUUGUUCCGUGCAUCAAUACAUGACAACAUUGCAUUUGGGCUUCCUAAAUCUACCACCGAGAAACUAGACAUACCUGGUAUCCGAAAAUUGGUAAUUCAGGCUGCCCAGACAGCCCAAAUUCAUUCCUUCAUCGCCAGUCUUCCUGAAGACUACGAUACCAUGAUAGGGGCCAACGGGUCAAAUCUCUCCGGUGGACAGAGACAACGGCUCGCAAUUGCCCGAGCAAUUAUAUCUCAGCCAUCAAUCUUGCUACUAGAUGAGGCAACUGCUGCACUGGAUAGUCAAAGUGAAAAGGAAGUCCAGGAGGCUCUCAACAGGGCUGCUUUAGGGCGAACUACCUUGAUAAUAGCCCACCGGCUAUCGACGAUCCGAGAUGCCGAUACAAUUAUUGUCAUGAAGAACGGCGAGAUUAUAGAUCAAGGCUCCCACGCGGAGUUAAUGACUGGAUCUGCAAUGUACCAGGGGCUAAUAAGACAGCAAGCCAUCCGCCCAAAUGACCAAUAUCAGGAACCGUCUUCCACGCGAAGAAUAACUAAAUAUAACUCGAGGGGCGAUCCAUUCAAUGCUGGUGCGAGAAAGAUACUAGAUGAUUCUCCCGUCCCAGAAUAUGCGCCCGGAAAUAGUAUAAAGCAGAUUUGGCGCUUGAAUAAGCCCGAGAUGUCUUACAUUAUCGCAGGAGCGCUUUGCAGCGUCUUGGCUGGAAUGACAUAUCCCGUCCAAGCGAUCUUCUUCGGCAACGGGAUUAUGUCAAUUAUCAAUCCUGAUCUGAGUACCGGUGGGAACAAUGUUCAGUUCUGGGCCAAGAUGUACCUCGUUCAUGGUAUUAUUGUGGUUGUUAUCUACUGUAUACGAGGCUACUGCUUUGCCGUGUCUGCAUCCCAGUUGUAUCUCCGAGCUCGCUCGCGCUUAUUCAAAGCAUUGCUUCUAAAGAACCUCCCAUUUCUGGAGCACGAAAACCACUCAACUGGAGCCUUAGUGAGCUUUCUCUCGUCAGGAGUUCAGAAAACCAUCGGUGUCUCUGGAACGUCACUUGGACUUGUGGUCGAAAGCGUCGUGAUGCUCGCAACGGGAAUUGCAGUUGGAUGUAUUUUUGGAUGGAAACUCGGUGUUGCUUCGACAGCUACCGUCCCAUUAAUCGCCAUAUCCAGCUUCCUGCAGUACUAUGUCGAGGCGCAAGUGCAGAGGUAUGUCCAACGCGAUACUAAUGCCGUGGAAUUUGCACAUGAAACUUUCUCCGCUAUAGAAACAGUGACAAUCCUCGGCUUGCAAAACUCCAUCCUUGCGUCGUUUCGAGAACAAAGCGGAGGAGACCGUCGGGCCAGUUACUGGGUUAUGUCGGCAGCCAUGUAUGCAUGUGCCACAUCGCUCCGUAUACUGAGCAUUGCUUUUGUAUUCUGGUAUGGCGGCACCCAUCUGAUUGCAACCGGCGAGUAUAGCAUCCAACAAUUUUUCAUUUGCUUUGCGGCGACGGUCUGGGGUUCCCAGUCUGCAGCAGCUCUCUUUGCACGCGCGCCAGACAUUGCCGGGGCUCAUACUGCUGCUGCCCGACUUACGAAGUUGAUGCAAACCGAUGAUUCAUCAUCACGACUCACAGACAAUACACCGAAACACGAUCUCAUCUCCGUGCCAAGUACCAUUGAGAACCUUUCCUUACAACAUAUUAACUUCAGAUAUCCGACCCGCCCAUCUCAGUUGGCGCUGAAUGAUGUCCAUCUCGAUGCCCCAGCUGGGACUUUCAUCGCCCUCGUCGGGACGACUGGCAGCGGCAAAAGCUCAGUGAUUAAUCUCGUGGAGCGCUUCUAUGCCGCCGAAUUUGGCGAGAUCACGUUAGGGAACACAUCCAUUGAAGCAUAUGAUCUGAAUAGCUAUCGACGAUACUUAGCCCUGGUCGACCAGAAUCCUUGCCUGGUUGGUCAAGAUCUGCGUGAGUGCUUGCAGAGUGAUGAGCGGGUCAGUUCAGACGAGGAGAUAUUGGCUGCUUUGGAGAACGUCGAUCUAGUUGAUUUUGUGCUAUCUCUUCCCCAAGGAUUGAGCACCCCUAUUCUGAGCAACGGAUCGAACCUUUCUGGAGGUCAACGCCAGCGGAUUGCCAUCGCCAAGGCUCUUUUAUGGGGACCAGAGAUUCUUAUACUUGAUGAAGCAACUUCUGCACUGGAUAGUGCCUCGGAGGAAGUAGUUCAAAAGGCACUUCAGCAGGCAAUGAAAGGCCGGACGAUCAUUGCCGUCGCCCAUCGACUAAAGACCAUUGUCAAUGCAAAUAUGAUUUUCGUUUUCGAUCAUGGACAAAUUAUCGAGAGAGGAAGCCACGAUGAGCUAUUCAAGCUUGGUGGGAAGUAUUGGCAGAUGGCCAAAUUGCAGCAGUUGGAUGAGCAGGCCCUUGAUAUGUAG